UGCCGGCUUGUUACGUGUUGCAUUCGCUGGAUGCGUGGGUGGAAGGUUUGCCAGAGGGAGAGUUUUGCUCUGAAGAAGAGCAAGAGUAUGAGGAUGCCAAUGGGAGCAGAGCUCUGGAGAAGGCGGUGUCUGUGAGGAAGCAUUACUGGAAAUGGGUUAGUCCUGAUUCCAUUCAUUCUUGAUUUCACUAUUUUGGGGCUGUGUAAUUUAGUUGAAUUAUUCUAAGGUCUUAAUAGGUUUUUGGUUUUGGUUUUGGCCUGGUACGACAAUGUUCGUGUUGUCGAUCAUGGUUGAAGAUCUUGAGAUGUUAAUUUAAUGAAAUACCAGUUCUAGAAUAUAGGACAGUAUAAAGGUAAUCAUGUGAAAAUGAGGAGUUGCUUACUUCACUUUUGAGCUGACGUUCAAAUUCAGAGUUCUGUUCAUUGUGAGUUGUACAAUUCUAGUUGAUUCAAGUUUGAAACUUUAUAUCGCCUUAUCAUUCUGGAUUGUAUUUCUUACUUUGUUUCUGAUAAUGUGAAACAUAUUUUCUUUUCUGGUAUUAGGGUCAAUAAGUGAAUAUUAGUAGAGGACUGUGUUUUAUCUACGAACAAAACAGGGUUAGGAUUGCCGAAGCAGAUUGCCAGAUUCCACUAGUUAAAUAAGCAAGCUUGUAGUCUGAAUGGUGAUGUAAUUAAUUAUGAAUUUAUGAAGAAAUAUUGUGAAGUAGUGUUCUCUUGUUUCGAGCUCAUCUGAAUGUGAAAGCAUCAACUAGAAAAGUGAAAUUUCAGUUGGUGAUUUGUAGAAUGGGACUUUGUUUUAUAAUGAACAGAUUGUUUUAGA
This is a messenger RNA of Rubroshorea leprosula, 819 nucleotides long. The record is from the annotation of a GenBank genome assembly. NCBI's taxonomy places the organism in Eukaryota, Viridiplantae, Streptophyta, Magnoliopsida, Malvales, Dipterocarpaceae.